CGUAUAUACCCUAAAUUUAAUUGUAGAAGCACUUUAAAUUUCAAAGUGGUUCUGUUUGAAUGUGGCAUACACGACAUUCUCAGUGGAAUUCAUUUAUGGCGGAUGACGUCUGAUUCAUCUGAUUUUUAUCUUUCAUAAUUUGUUAUAUUCCGUUAAACCUCCAGUGAAGAUCUUUGUAACGAAAGCGGAGAAUAAAAUGGCUUUCAAUAAAUUUAACAUUCCAGCUUCAGGGCAGAUGAUUCCAUCGCAAAAUCAAGGUAACUUCAGUCAAAUACCAGCAUCAUUUCAACAGAUGGGAGGUUUUCAACUCGGACAACCAUAUGGUGUUCAGAGUUUUGGUCCUCAUCAAGGCCAGAGGUUUGCUGGUCCUCUUCCUGGAUAUCAGACAGGGUUACCCAUGGGAUCUCAAAUGAGUCAACAAAUGGGUCCUCAAAUGAACUCACAUGUGAGGUCUCAAACGGAACCUCAAAUGGUAAAUGUACCUCAGAAUGGUCUUCAAAUUGGAGGAUUUCCAUCAAAUGUGCAGCUGGGUCACCAGUUUCCAAAGCAGCAACAAAUGAGGAUGGAUCAGCAAAGAAAACAAGCUGAAGAAAAUGCUAAGAAACAAGAGGAGCUAAUCAAGAAAAAGCAAUUUGAGGCUCAACAACGCAAACGUCAGCAGUCUUUCACUGCCAAAAAAUUGUCAAACCCAGAUGCUUUAAACAGCUUGUUUGGUAAAAACAAAAAUAGUGGAAAUUCGUCAAUUGCUGAUUUAAUUGGGCCCCUUGGCAAGGAGUCAGAAUCCAAGUUACAAGCAAAAAAAGCAUCCAGCAUAUUUUCCCGGCCUGGUGGCAGUGCCACAAGUCAGUCUUCAAAUCCCACUCAAGGCCAGUGGGGUUCAGGAUUUAUGACUUCAGGACAUUUGAAUCCCCAAGAGGGUCUGGUAAGCGAAGUGACAUCUAAUAAGCAACCUGAUGACAUGGAUGACUUUGGGGACUUUUCACAAGGACCAUCUUUUCCAGCCCAAAGUGGUGGUGGUGGUGAUGCAGAUUUCAGUGACUUUCAGGGAGCAGCUCAAGUAAUGGCACAGGGUGGAGGUAGUUCCUUUCAUGCUAUGGGUUCAGGUGCACCAGCCUCUCCUAAUGUUGGUGGCAACAUGAAUGUGUUUUCUCAAAGUCAGUUAUUCCAUGGUACUAUUGGAGAACCAUCCAGGAACAUUUUUGCCACCAGUUCUGCAAAUCAAAUUCAGCACAACAGUUUUCCACCUACACAAAAUAUGUCAGCAACUUUAUCUUUGCAUGGAGUGCAAACAACAGGUGUCUGUGCUCCAACUGCAACCUCAUGGGUUGGACCUUCUGAUGUUGCUCAAGGGAGCCAGGUGCCUCUUUUUGUGGGAGAUUCCAGUCACAGAAGCAGAAGCAUACACAGUGUAUCUACCCAAGGAGGUCAUAUAACCCAGCUUGUGGGGACUAGUGCAUCAGAGAUGGUUUCCAAUGUUGCCAAGAAUACACCAAGUGGAGGAACAAUGCCACUAACAGACACACAUCAUAAGCAAAUUGGCAUUGGAAAUCAGCAAGGCACAACCUUCCCAAUAAGCAAAUUAGCCCCAGAUAAUGUUUAUCCAUCACCUACUAUUGGCCAUUAUGGAGGUGAAACUGGUGGAGAGUCUAACUUGCAACAACAUUCAACAGAAUCUACCCAGGAAACAGAUACUGAAGCUGAAGACACAACUGAAAGGAAACUAGAGCUGUUGUAUGGUGUAAGUCUUCCUGAGUGGUGUGUUCAUGGUACAGACCUUCCAGGAAUUUAUAAAGAGAUAGCAGAGAGAACAAGCAAUCCAUGUGAUGAUCUUAUUGACACUAGUGGUUUGUUUCCCAUCCUCAUGGCUUCUGAUCUUCCUCGUGACCAGCUUGGUCAUAUUUGGAACCAAGCUAAUAGAGCAGUUCCAGGUCAGCUUAACAUGUUGGAACUGAGAAUUGUGUUAGGAUUGGUUGCUCUGGGUCAGGCUGGUUUAAAAACAGAACGGCUAACUCUUGAGAAGUUGGGAACUUGUAAGGCUGCUCCUAUUCCAUCCAUUCCUGAGGAUGUGUUGCAGAAUAAAGGGCGAGGCUGGAGUUUCUCAGAGUCGUUACAUGAAGAGUCCAAAGAUAGGGGAUCUUUAGAGGAAAAUGUAUCAAUAGGACAUCUUAGUGGUGCCUCCAGCAAUCAGACCAUUGAUCCAAAUGACAGGUAUAGUGUAUUUAGGGCUGUUUCUCAACCUGAUGUGAGCAACAUUGCAGCAUCACCUUCAGUGGAGUCCAAUGAAAGAUUUGGCGUAUUCCAAUCCUCUGAACAACCUGCUGUUAAUGCUCAGCUACAAAGUGGCGGAGUACCUCUAUUUCAAGCUGGUUUUGGGUGGAACAAAAAAGAAGAUGGCAAUACUAAUGAACACUUUCCUAAGGAGGAUGAGUUUGGUGAUUUCCAAGGCCAGACUUACCAGAAUAAAAGUCUACAACAGGAUGACUUGGGAAAUUUCAAGAGCAAGGCAACUUUAUUUAGCAUGACAACUGAGGUGAACAAAAACUCCAGCCAAAUAAAAGAUAAUGAUUUUGGUAGUUUCCAGACAGGAAGUAGUCAGACAAGUCUAGGUUUCAGUGAUCCUCCUAUGCUUACUUCAAAGUCCUCAGAGGAGGAUUUUGGUGAGUUCCAGACUGGGAAGCAAUCUGAGACUUUUCAUGCUGCUCCUUUGCAAGAGUCAAAAAAACAAGACCAGCUGCAAACCACUGUACAAGAAUUUGAAAAUUUCAAAGGGAGUGGAAACCUUGACAACAAGAUUAAGACAUGUGAAGUAAAGGAAGUUGAAUUACCUCCCAGAGCAGCUCUCAGUAACUCUUCUGAGUUUGCAAUAAGCAAUGGUGACAACAACCUGGUGGGAAUGAAUGACUUUGGUAACUUUCAGCAUAGUCCAGGACCGAUUUCUAACAAAAGUGGUGUAAGUUCUAGUUCUCAUGGUACUGAAAAGCUUGCUUCAGCCCUGGAAAAGUUUAAACUCUCCAGUCAUUCUCCGCCAUCUGGUUUUGGAGGUGUUGAAAGUCAAAGCUUGCCAAGAUUUGAAGAUGGAGGAAGAAAAUUAACUGAAAGAAAAGAACAGGUUGAUAAUACCAAGCAGGAGUCCAAAGGAAACCAGAGCAGCUUUGUAGGUUUUCCAAUGUUGGUCAGUGACCCUCCUCAAACCACUUGUUUGACUAAGAAAACUGAGGACAGAUAUGGUGCCAUUAGAGAUGCUGAUUUUAGCUCUGGAGAUGGAAUUUUCAAUGUUCAGCAGACAGCAGUGAUGGAAGGUGCAUUGGAUGAUGAUGGAUUUGCUGAUUUUGGAGGCUUUGAGGUAGCUGACCAAUUUAAGUCUGGGAACAACAAUGACUUUGGGGAAUUUAAAUCUACAGAUGCUUUACAGAGUCAGUCCUUUGGUGUGUUUGGAAAUGCUCAACUGGAUCCACAGCCUACAACAGCUUCUGUUGAAAAUCAUAAUAAUGAUUUUGGUAGUUUUAACUCAUUUGGCAAGACAAAUCUGGCUAAACCUGAACCUGGAAAAGAUGAUCAUGAUGAAUUUGGGGCAUUUGGGUCAUUUGUUACAGGUCCAUCAAAUGCUAGCAGCAGCAGACCAUGUUCCUCUUCUAAUAGUGACUCACUCAUUAACUCAGUGUCAUUGGAGCCUACAGAACGUUACAAGGUCCUUUCACAUGAUUCUGGGGAUGUGGAUCAACAUGCAAACGCAUGGAGCCGUUGUCUUAACAGCUGCCUUUUAACAUUGGCAACCGCUACAUUGUCAAUUCAGAAAAUGGUUGAGCAAUCUGUGAAGGAGGAGGUCCUGGGGUCCAAAGAAGGAGCCACAUAUUUUUCAGCCAUAGUUGAAAUUUACAGAGUUACACUAAGGAUAAAUGCAUCAGUAACCAAAUCAGCACCAAAUAACACAAAGCUGAAAGAUAUCCACCAGGAGAUUGAGAGCACAUGGAAAAACAUUGCAAACUUCCUUUCUGGUUCCACCCUUUCACCACCAAGGAGUAGUUUAGAUUUCUCAACCCAUCAUGUCUCAGUUAGUGAAGAUGGACGUUCAGCUUGUGGAAUUUGUCUUUUGAAUGUUGACAAGGGUUCACAAGAUUCAUCCAAACACAGUGAUGGGAAACUCACAUAUGGAGGCAGACAGUACCAUUGCACAUGUGCAAACUUUUGGUGUAAUAGAGUGGAUUCUGUUCUUCCUGCUCUGUUGCCAAUUAACAGUUUAAUAUAACCAGUUGUUUUUACUGGCCAUGAAUGACAUCAAU
This is a messenger RNA of Pocillopora damicornis (cauliflower coral), 4280 nucleotides long. Its product is annotated as synergin gamma. NCBI's taxonomy places the organism in Eukaryota, Metazoa, Cnidaria, Anthozoa, Scleractinia, Pocilloporidae. Gene Ontology annotation, cellular component: clathrin coat of trans-Golgi network vesicle. Gene Ontology annotation, molecular function: protein binding. The record is from RefSeq and is a predicted model, not a curated record.